UCAGCGAACUAAUUUCGUAUCGAAAGUUAUACCUAAAAAUUUCCUAAAAAACAUGCCUAGAUCUCGAAGCAGAAAUGGAAGUCCUAAUAAAUCUUCUAAAAAAAAGAGUAGACAUAGAAGUAGAUCAAAAUCACGUAACAGACUUGAUAUCAAUGUUAGGACAUCUAAAUAUACUACACCACAAUCUGAAAACAGGAUAUCUAAACAUAGAGAUAGAAAAAGAAAUGGUUCACAUACUAGCUCAGGUGGGUCCAAGUCGCCAGGUCGUCAUAUUGACAAACGUUUAUAUGACUCACUGAAAAAAUUAAAAAAAAUAGAUGAGGAAGAAAGAAAGGUUGAAAUGGAAAAAUUUAGAUUAUUACGGCAAAAAGAUGUAGAAUCAAGACUGAUGGAUGAUGAGACAAAUAAAAAGGUUGAAUCUGAAGUGCAAAAACGACUUAAUAUGGAAAUAGAAAAAAAAGAAACUGACUUACAGCUUGAAAUUAAUAAAAGAAUUGAAUUUAUUAAAAAACGAUUGCAAGAUGACAUAUACAAAGAAUUUGAGUCAAAACAAAGAAUUGAAAGAGAGGAAUGGAGGAAAAAAGAGGAGGAAAAUCACAAAAAGCGGGAGGAAUUGGAAACUUCUAUAAAAGAAUAUCAGAAAAAAAUUGAGGAGUUACAUAGGCAAUUGGCUGAAGAAAGGCUUAUGAUAAUUGAAGAGAAACGGGUUAUACUAGAGGAUAAACUUAAAUUAGAAGAAGCACUAAAAAAGAAGGAGAAACAAGAACAAAAAUUAAUAUUAAAUAAGGGUAAAUCUAUAAGACCAAAGUUAUCCUUUUCCAUCAAACAAAAUUCUAAUCAUACAUAGCUUUCUUGUGUUAGUUUUAGCUCAUAUAAUUUAAUUCUUUAUAAACAAGACAUUUCAAUUCAAUCAUCGCAUAAACAUCGACUAUCGAAAAAUACAAACUUGUAAAGAAGCUGUUAAACGAAAAAGUCAAACUCAUCAAUACUAAUUAGAGCUACAGAACAAUACUUUGACAACUAAUAAUCAAAUGAAUAUAAUUGUAACCAGUAUUCUUCUAUAAAUUUUGUGAAAAUGUUUAUCUUUUUUUAAAAAAAACGGAAAAUGUAAAUAAUAUUAUUUUUU
Molecule: messenger RNA, 1126 nt
Organism: Gordionus sp. m RMFG-2023
Lineage: Eukaryota; Metazoa; Nematomorpha; Gordioida; Chordodea; Parachordodidae
Product: arginine and glutamate-rich protein 1-A-like
Exons: 5
Coding region: 53-847 (264 amino acids)
Cellular component (GO): mitochondrion; nucleoplasm
Molecular function (GO): cadherin binding
Source: RefSeq, a predicted model, not a curated record